Neoarius graeffei (lesser salmon catfish) is the source of this 5017-nucleotide messenger RNA. RefSeq names its product WAS/WASL interacting protein family member 3 (gene wipf3). The record is from RefSeq and is a predicted model, not a curated record. Gene Ontology annotation, molecular function: actin binding. The transcript is spliced from 8 exons. Bases 296 to 1654 code for a protein of 452 amino acids. Lineage: Eukaryota; Metazoa; Chordata; Actinopteri; Siluriformes; Ariidae.
AGUGACAAACAUGUGCAGAGCUCGGUGUAAUGCCUCUGUUUACGCUAGAGAUAGAUGAAAAUAUUUAUAUAUUUUUUUCCUUUCCUUCGAGUUAAACAACCCUUUAUGGAAGUCGAGUGUGGAUUUUAAAGCCAGGAGCUCCUGAUAAAGAGUUGAAAAGAGGUGUGUGGUGAAGUCUAUUUCUAUUUCUAAUUAUAGGCUGAGUAACAGGAUCUCUCCCUCUGAGGUAAUAUUCCAGAGAGAGAGAGAGAGAGAGGAGAAAAGAGGCUUGCUUUUAAGAUCUGUUCGAGCAGCCAUGCCUAUUCCUCCUCCUCCUCCUCCACCACCAGCACCACCCCCACCCCCACCACCAGCUGUUCUACAGUCCCAAACCGAGCCUCCUAAAACCCCGUGCUCUGAAGGAGGCCGCAGCGCACUACUGGCAGACAUUCAGAAGGGAACCAGACUGAAGAAGGUGACGCAGGUCAAUGACCGCAGCACUCCCAACCUCGACAAGCCCAGAGUCCACAGUGUGGAUGGUAACAGUGGAGCAGGUGGAAGCUCUGGUGCCACACCCACUCAAGGACCUACUCUGAGUGGACUCUUUGCUGGAGGAUUUCCUGUCCUCAGGCCUGUUGGACAGCGAGAUAAGGACUCGCACACCCGUCCAGUGACUCGGACCGGUUCUGCUGCCAGCCUGAAACAGCCUCUGUGGAACCUGCCAUCUCGAGGCGAGAGUUUCAGGGGUAGCACUCCAGAUCUCUCUCCUUCCUACGGAUCUUUGAAAAGGACCUCUUCUCUAUCUAAAACACGUCCUGUCUCUUCCUACUUGGCCCCGCCUUCCCCCAGCCAACCCACUCCUCUAAGUUUUAAGCCUCUGUCCUCUCCUCCUCCUCCUCCACCAUCACUUGUUCAUCAGGAGCAUGCAAAUAACAAGCCGCCUCCUCUCUCUACCGGUCCUCCUCAACAACCACCACCUCCUCCUCCUCUUCCUCCUCCACCUCCUCCUCAAAUCACCAAACCCGCAUGGUUACCGGUUCAAUCUCACUCCAUCCCGAUGCCCACAGUGCCACCUCCGCCCGCACCUCCCUUGUUCCCACCUUCCUCCUCUCUUUCUGAUAGAUUGCAUAGUUUCUUCCACCCUCUGCCUCCUUCUCCAAAACUUGUAGAUGCUAAGUUUGGUAACUUCAGGGAUAGUCCUCCUCCACCCCCUCCUCCUUUUCCUACCUCUUUUACACCGAGUCUUCCUGCAUCUCUACCCCCUCCUCCGCUUCCUCCGCCACCUAAAGCUCCUGCAGUGUCCACAUACCGCCCUGCAGUUCCUCCGCUGCCCCCCUCUUACCCCUGCACGGCCCCCAGCCGGAAGCCUCCUGCAGUACCAGGAAGCACAGGUACUGGUCGAUUGGCUCCUCCUCCUGCUCCACCUGCUCGUUCUCCUGCCACGGAGUUGUCCAGCAGAAUCCCACCUCCUCUUCCACCUUUGCCCCUGGCUCCACCCCUCUCGGCGAGAAAUGGACACCUGCACGGCUUGGAUGACUUUGAAUCCAAGUUUCAGUUCCACCCAGUUGAGGAUUUUCCUCCUCCUGAAGCAUUCCGGCCCUUUACGAGAAUAUACCCAAGCAAAGAGAACAGAGUAUCGUCACAAGCUUCCGGCACGAGGGCCCACUUAAGAUGAAGAAGCCUGUGACAUUUGGUGCUGAUUUUCAUCAGACCACAUUUAUCUCAUGAUCUCCAUCGUUGGCGAUGAGAACAUAGCGGUCCAACUGAUCUCUGACGUGAACAAUGUGAAUCGCAAGGACCCAUCUUUAAUUUCAGCACAGACCUCAGGAUACAGUCCAGUAGAACCUCAGAAUUGUGUAGCAUCCAAGCCAUUAACUGAAAAUGCCACCAAGCUAUGUUUAUAGUAAAGAGCUCUAACUCUCUCGCUUUACUGAAGUCACUGUACUGUAUAAUUCUGCUUUGUACGUAGUCCACACAAGUGUGUUUAAAAGGGCUUCAGACAUUAUUCUCUGUCUCAUCAAGUAAUUCCAGAGAUGGAGAAUGUAUGAAUCAAAGAAUGGAAGAAUAAUUGCAGACAAAGUAGCAAGGUGGAAGCUUAAUUAACAUUUCAGUACGCUGCCUUGGCCUCAUCACUUUACUGAUUUUUUAUUAUUCCACAUGACCUUAUUCCCAAAGCCUAAGCUCACGUUCAGUCAAACAGAGUGUUGGGUAACAGUCUACUCCAUAGUGUGCUAAUGUAUGAAAUAUGAGCUCAGUAGAUUUUAUUACAAGUUCUUAUGCUUUUCAUUCAGAUUAUACAGUCUGUUUUUUCCACUGGUUUUUGUCUGUGCCACUUUAGGACAUAUGUACAUACAUGAACGGGAUGGUAAUAUCGGGGUUUCAGUGAUUUUCUCUGAACUGUUCUUUUUCUGUGGCAGAAUGAUUGGACAUCAUAUUCCUUUAACAGAAAAGAUCAAGAAUUUGGUGCACGAGUUUUAAUUUAUUUUUGGGUUUUCUGAAAUCAUCACAGGGUCAAAGUGAUACAUAUAGGGAUAAAAAUUUACAUACACCCACUCGGACCUCUUAACUUCCUGUUAGUGAUGACUGACUACAGCUGGUAGCUUUUCUGUGCACAUCACAGGUAUCCGGUUAUUUAGCACAAGUUCUAGAGUCUCUUGGCACAACUCUGUUCUUUAGCACAACUCUGGAUUAUGGUCACAAUAAUCGAAAAAAUACUCAUCUUGAUAUAGGAAGGGGUUUAUUACGAUUGCUUAGGGACCGGAAGCUGGAAUUUCUGCUGCUGUGCAUGUUAAGGAUCAGUCGUUGAUCCUGGAAACAUGGACUGAAAAGCCAAUUAUUUGGUGUCUUUGGAUAUUUGUAGUUAAGCCAUAACAAGCCUUGAAUUGUGGCACCUUCAUCGAUAACUUCAGUCAUAUCACAAAUUCAACCGACUGUCAAUAAUUAGACGUUUGCCGAAUUAAUUAACUGGGGUGUUAUGUCCAUUGCCCUGCUUGAAAAUGUGUUUUGCCAUCUAAGAGCGGAAUCUAUUCCUAAAAACUUAAAUUAUUAAAUGUCCAUUUGAUAUCACAUAUUACUGCUUUCAUAUCAAACAUGGCAGUUUCAAGAUGGCAGAGUGGAGAAAUACAGUCGCUCGUUUUCAAUCAGAAUCUCGGCAACUUUUCAUUAAAAAAUCCAUUAAACAUCUUUAAACGUGAUCAGUAAGUAUUCAUAUUAAAGAUUAAGUGUUCUUGGAUCUUGUGCUAAAGAACUUAGUUUUGCUAAGAGACUUUAGAACUUGUGCUAAAUAAUUGCAAACCUUGACUGACACUCAUUGGAUUGACCAACACGCUAUACAAUGGGAAAGUUCAAGGAGCUCAGUGCAGAUCUCAGAAAAAGGAUCAUAGAUUCACACACUCAGGAACUGCAGAUUCCAAGAUCAUCAGUUCAAACAACUGUAUGCAAGUACAAGUUAUUGGGAGGUGAAGUCACUUUACUGGAAGACCCAAAAUGUCCUUGUCAGCUGAGAGGAAAUCGGUUCAGAUGGUCAGAACAACCCAGGAACCACCAAGGCACAGGCCUACCGUGAACAGGAAGCUGCUGUAACACUGACUACAGUCAAAUGAGUUUUACAUCACCAUGGACUGAGAGACUGCCAUCCAAGAAAGAAGCCCCUGCUCUAAAAUUCACACCUUAAAGCUGGAAUAAAGUUUACAGCUGAGCACAUGGACAAAGCAAAAGCCUGCUGGAGGAACGUUUUAUACUCAAAUGAGACAAAGAUUGAGUUGUUUGGCCACAAUGACCAGAGGAACAUUGUACUAAAUGUUAAGCAUGGUGGUGGUAGCAUCAGGCUCUGGGCCUGUUUUGCUGCCAAUGGAACUGGUGCACUGCACAAAGUGGAUGAAAUAAUGAAGGACCUCAGAAUUCUUCUGCAUAAUCUCAAACAAUCAGAAACUCGGACACAGCUACGGAGGAACAUUGUACUAAAUGUUAAGCAUGGUGGUGGUAGCAUCAAGCUCUGGGCCUGUUUUGCUGCCAAUGGAACUGGUGCACUGCACAAAGUGGAUGGAAUAACGAAGGACCUCAGAAUUCUUCUACAUAAUCUGAAACAAUCAGAAACUUGGACACAGCUAUGUGUUCCAACAGGACAGUGACCUCAAACACGCAUCAGAGCUGGUUGUAGAGGAUAAAGCAGGAGAGCAUUCAGUUUAAAACAAGUCCUGACCUCAACACGAUCGAAAAUACGUAGAUCGUGUUUGAAAGUCAGGUCUGUUCCAGAAAACACAGAUUUAAUAGAACUCUUAAUUCUGCCAGGAAGAGAAGACAAAUAUCCAACCAGAAUUCUGACAGAAGCUUGUUGACGGCUAACAAAAGCAUCUGGUGAAGGUGAAACUCACUCAGGGACAUUUAACCAAAUAUCAGCUGGCUGUAUGUAUAACUUUGACCCUGUGUUGAUUACGGAAAAUAAAAUAAACUCAAACUUGUGCACCAAAUUCUAGGAUUUUAUUUAAAGAUGUUGUAGAAUCAUUCUGCCACAUAAAAAGAACAGUUCAAAGAAAUCCCUGAAAGCCCAAAAUUGCCCUGACCCUCAUAUAUGUGUGUUUAAACUUCUGACCUCAGCUGUACAUGUGUAUAUGUAGGAUUAGGGGUUGUGACCCCCAGAUUGGCCCCAAAAAAACACCUGAGCCCCUGCAGUGCUACAAAUAGUGAAGAUAAUGUUCAGAAACCUCAAACUCCCAGGCCUCUGCCUUGGGGAACACACACUCUGGCCAUAUACAGUAUAACAUUCGUGUAAGACUGAGAAACAGUGCCACCACCUGGACUCGGUAUGAAAUUGAAUAAAUAAUUUCACUUCUGUAAAUAUACUGAAUCACAUUUUAUUGUACUUGCAAUAUAAUAAUAAUCAGCAGCAUCAGACUGACCAUUCUGGCUCUUUAACUCAGCAGUUAUGCUUAAUAAAAAAAUAAAAUACAGCAAGCAUUUAUGUUAGAGUUGUAAUUUUGGACUCCUACAUCCAAGUUUGUACAUUAGAACUUUAUUAGAAGUGGAGUGAUUUAUAAAA